AUGUCUGGAGAAAAUUCCUUAGAGUCGAUCCCCAAGAUCUUGGAACAAUCUUUGGUUCCACAAUAUUCAAAUCAAGCAGAAAAGACCCUCAAAUCGAUCGAAAAUGAGCCUGGGUUCUCCAUCAAUUUACUACAUAUCAUUGCAUCUACAAAUCUCUCCAGCUCAGUUCGAUUAGCAGCGGCAUUAUACUUCAAAAACUUGGUCAAGAGGAAAUGGAUCACUGAGGAUGGAACCAACUAUCUAUUGCCGUUGGAAGAUGUAAACAAAAUCAAAUACGAGAUUAUUGAUGUUAUGAUCCAUUUGCCUAACCAAUUGCAAGUUCAAAUUGGUGAAGCCAUAUCUUUGAUUGCUGAAUGUGAUUUCCCUCACAAUUGGCCCAAUUUGAUUGAUACUUUAGUUUCGAAAUUGUCAUUGACUGAUUUCGUCAAUAACAAAGCCAUAUUGUUGGUGUCACAUUCCAUAUUCAAGAAAUGGCGACCACUUUUCCGAUCCGAUGAGUUGUUUUUGGAGAUCAAGUUGGUUUUGGAGAAAUUUGUUGAGCCUUUUUUAAAACUAUUUGUUGAAUUGGAUCAUUUGAUUGAUAAACUGAAGGAUAAUGAGGCACAAUUGACUAUUUAUUUUGAGAAUUUGUUGUUGUUGAUGCAAAUAUACUAUGAUUUCAAUUGUCAAGAUAUUCCUGAGUUUUUCGAGGACCAUAUGAAUGAGUUUAUGAAUAUUGUUCACAAAUACUUGGUGUAUGACAAUUCUCUACUCUUGAAAAAGGAUGAAGAUGAAGAAGUGGAUGUGCUAAUUAAAGUCAAGACGUCAAUCAUUGAGUUAUUGUCAUUAUAUGUCACAAGAUAUGCUGAUGUUUUUGAACCAUUGAUUCAGACAUUUAUUACUUCGGUUUGGGAUUUGAUUAACAACUUUGUUACUAAACAACCCAAAUUCGAUUUAUUGGUGGUUAAAGCUUUGCAUUUCUUGUCUUCAAUUAUCAAAAUACCAACCUAUCAAUCACUUUUUCAAAGUGAACAAUCGGUGAAUGAGAUUAUUGAGAGAAUUAUAUUACCUAAUAUCGUGUUGAGAGAAAAUGAUGAAGAGACUUUUGAAGACGAACCUAUACUAUAUGUAAGAUCCGAUUUGGAAGGAUCUGAUUUCGAUUCAAGGAGGAAAAGUGCUACUGACUUCUUGAGAGAGUUGAAGGAAUUGAAUAGUGAGUUAUUAACUACAACGGUUAUGAAGUACGUCAAUCAGUUUUUGAGUUUUGCUACCACUGAUUGGAAGAAUAAAGAUACUGCAAUCUACCUAUUCAGUUCACUAGCAACAAAGGGAAGUGUUACAAAUGUUGGAGUCACUUCAACUAAUGUGCUAGUUGAUGUUGUUGAAUUUUUCUCAAAAAACAUUGCUCAUGAUUUGGAAUCCAACGAAGUGCAUCCGAUUUUACAAGUGGAUGCAAUAAAAUACAUUUUUACAUUUAGAAACCAGCUCACAAAGGACCAACUUUUGGUCACUAUUCCUAGGUUGAUUAAUCAUCUCGAGAGUAACUCCAAUGUGGUUGUAUACACCUAUUCAGCAAUCACAAUUGAAAAACUACUUUCAAUGACCAAUUUCAGUCAAGGACACCAGCCAGUCUUUAACAAGAAUGACAUUGAACCAUUUGUUACUCCUUUAUUGACAAAAUUGUUCAACUUGAUUCUUUUAAAUAGUGCCAGCUCACCGGAAAAGUUGGCUGAAAAUGAAUUUCUCAUGAAGUGUAUUAUGAGAGUAUUGAACACAUGUGAAGAUUUAUUCACGGAGAGAGUCCCCAUUAUUGAUCAGUUAUUGCAGAUUCUCAAAAUCACUGCUAAGAAUCCAUCCAAUCCCAAAUUCUCUCAUUACACUUUUGAAUCCUUGGCAUUGCUAUUCAAAUACGGAGCGCAACAGGAUCCUAAAAACAUCAACCAGUACAUAGAGCAUGCGAUACCAGGUUUGCUCAAUAUCCUUUCUGAAGAUGUGCAGGAGUUUGUUCCUUAUACAUUUCAAAUCUUGGCGUUUUUGUUGGAGAAUUACCCCAAAGGUAGUGGAUUACCAGAUACUUACAAGUCAUUGAUCCAGCCAUUGAUGUCGCCUUCGGUAUGGCAGUUUAAGGGAAACAUUCCCGGAAUCACACGAUUAUUAGUCUCGAUAUUGGAGCAUGAUCCUACAUUCUUUAUUGAAUCUAAUCACUUGACUCCGUUAUUGGGAGUUUUCCAAAAUUUGUUGGCUAGCAAAGCCAAUGAUUCGUAUGGAUUUGACUUGAUACAAAGCAUAUUAUUCAAUGUUCCGUUGACUUCAUUGCAACCUUAUUUGAGCAACAUUGCCCGUUUGAUACUUACCAGAUUGCAAAAAUCACGCACUGAUAAAUUUGUCAAACGAUUUGUUGUGUUUUUGAAUGUUUUAACCACGGUUAAUCUCAGCGAUGUCAAGUAUACCAAUAGCCAAGUGAUUUCCGGUGGUGAUUUCAUUAUCCAAUUGAUUGAUUCGGUGCAACUGGGGUUGUUUGGACAAAUUUAUUCCACGUUUGUGUUGUCUACAUCUUCGAUAUUGGCAAAUUUGCAAGACAAGAAGAUUGUCAAUGUUGGAAUCAGCGUCUUGUUGACUAAUCCAACCUUUCAAUCUCAAUAUAGCAACUUCGUGGUGAGCACCAUUGAAACGUUGGUUAAGAAUUUGGAUGUAUAUGAAGCGAUAGCCAAGAGCAACACUAGUGCAGCCAGCAAUGGAGCAAAUGUUGUUAGCGUGGGUGGUGGUGGUGGUGCUAUUGGAGGCGGAUUGAACGACUUGGAUUCUGAUUUCUCUACAUUUGGAUCACAUUAUUCCAAAUUGGCAGCCAUUGCAAAACCUCCAUUUGACCCAUUGUCAUCGACAAUCAAAAACAAUGAUUUCGCAUUGAUCAAAAGCACCAUAUUGGCAAAUGUGAAAAAAGUUGAUGCGCUGCUUUUGAACCAGUUGAAUGGAGAAACUCAGGCAUUGUUACAGAGUAUGGCAUAUUAG
Messenger RNA from Lodderomyces theae, 2988 nucleotides. Its product is annotated as importin-alpha export receptor. The record is from RefSeq and is a predicted model, not a curated record. Gene Ontology annotation, cellular component: nuclear envelope; cytosol. Gene Ontology annotation, biological process: protein export from nucleus; protein import into nucleus. Gene Ontology annotation, molecular function: nuclear export signal receptor activity; small GTPase binding. The transcript has a single exon. NCBI's taxonomy places the organism in Eukaryota, Fungi, Ascomycota, Pichiomycetes, Serinales, Debaryomycetaceae. The coding region runs from base 1 to 2988 and encodes 995 amino acids.